CCUGAAAGAAUUCUUGCCGCAGUCCUACCUGAAAGUAAAGGGUAUCGAGAAGAAAAUAUUCGCAGAUCACAAAAAACACAUCGGUCUGUCCGAACUGGAUGCGAAAGUCUUGUACACGAAAACGGCCAGAUCUUUAAGCACUUACGGCGUCACAUUCUUUCUGGUAAAGGAGAAAAUGAAGGGUAAAAACAAAUUGGUGCCGCGUUUGUUAGGCGUUACUAAGGAUUCAGUUUUAAGAUUGGACGAAAAGACAAAAGAAAUAUUGAAAACGUGGCCAUUGACUACAGUUCGUCGUUGGGGCGCUUCUCCUAACACGUUUACUCUCGAUUUUGGUGAUUAUUCGGAUCAGUAUUACUGUGUACAGACCACAGAAGCUGAACAGAUACUUCAAUUAAUCGCUGGUUAUAUUGAUAUUAUUCUGAAGAAACAAAAAGCUAAGGAUCAUUUUGGGAUCGAGGGAGACGAGGGGUCUACAAUGGUCGAAGAUAGCGUUUCGCCGUUAAAAGCAACGAUAAUGCAGCACGAGACCAGCAACAUUGGCAAAGGAAACGUAGAAGCUGUUUCUGUUGCCAUACCUGCUGUUAUAAGAGCCGGUGGAGAUG
This is a messenger RNA of Ceratina calcarata, 602 nucleotides long. Its product is annotated as talin-2-like. Gene Ontology annotation, cellular component: plasma membrane; cytoplasm; cytoskeleton. Gene Ontology annotation, molecular function: integrin binding. Lineage: Eukaryota; Metazoa; Arthropoda; Insecta; Hymenoptera; Apidae. The annotation marks the transcript as partial. The record is from RefSeq and is a predicted model, not a curated record. The transcript is spliced from 2 exons. Gene Ontology annotation, biological process: actin cytoskeleton organization; cell-cell adhesion.